AUGAGUCAACGAUACAACGAUACAAACAAAUACGGUGAUGUUCGAGUAACGGAUCUGUCGCUAAGAGAAAAAACAAGAAGAGUGAUGUUAUCCUUUAGACUUUGCAUGGUGUUAAAGAAAGCUGGCUCUGAAUUCAUUGAAGACAUAUUUAUGAAGGAAGUAAAGACUGGCAAAUAUUUUACAGGUCUUCAAAUCAUAGAAGGCAGUGUUGAAUUCAAGGCAUUUGGUAAGUCACAUUCAGUCACGGCUAGAAGCAAUAACUACAGAAACAGCAUCCUACAAGAAAGCACCAGCUGGGAUCUCAAAUGAAGGUUUUAAGCUGAAAGGGCAUAUUUAAUGCAUUAUAAUCCCAACAAAGGUCAAACUCUCACAUCAGAGAGUACUUGAUAAUUAUUGGGAAGCCUGUGGGAAUGCCUUAUCUAAAUAGUGUUCGUCGUCUUUGCUGCAAAAAGAUGGCCAGGAUGGACCACUUUGUCCGUCCCCAUGGGAUGAUGCCUGAUCUUUUAAUAAUUAUUAAAGGGAGGGGUAGGUCAUUCCAGAUAUACAGGCUUGGAACAAAAAAUUGUGGAAUGCAUUAUUUUAUAACUAGACUUUAACUUUCUAGGGGUAAAGCUCACAAACUGGAAAGCUAAAGAUGGCGAGUGUGCAAAGUGUUCACAGGGAGGCGGUGGUCCGUUUGUGAUAGAAGCUGGAAAAAGCGAGCCAAAAGCUGGAUACAGCUGUAACGGUUUCAAGAAAAUGGAAAAGUCAAGUGAUUGUGUCAAAUACUGUGAUUCAAAUGUUGGUAAGAAAAAAUGAUAUAUUGACUGUUCUCCGAUGAAGGAGUCGCCCCAUGUAAUUGCUGAAUUUUACGUAAACCUAAAUAAAUUCAAAUUAUAGGCUUGUUUUCAAUCAUCCAUGUCGUCACGGCAAUGAUCCAAAUCCUUCUUUUAACCCAAUAAAUUUUAUUUAUAAAUACAUUUUGCCCGUACCAAAUGUGAGAUUUACACCUGCCACAAGUCUUAGAUAUAACAUCCCAAUGAAUGAUGCGACUCACAACCCAUCAAACUAUACUCAGCCACCUUAAGAAUAAUGACAUUCUCAUGACUCGACUUACGCCGUACAAUAAACGACAAGGAUCAAGAUGGCUGCAUAGGAGGUGAAAAGUAUGUCAGUCGAUAAUAAGCAAGCAAGUUUUUAAUUUAAAUACUUCUUACUAACAUCACGAUUUUUUUUUUCAGCGGCUGUAACACUUUCUUCGUCUGUAUUUACGCUGGGGAUCCUUUUUUUUUUCAGGUAACUUGAUUUCCUUAACCUAAUUAAGCUAAUUUAAGCUAAGCAAGGAUACAACUGUCUCCAGUUUGUCCAGAUACAUGUUACACCGGUAGAGACUGAAUUAAUAUUGAACUUGAUGCGGAGGAAAUAAGAGAAAGGACAGUACACUAAAAUAGUCGAUCAAUAAGAUUUCGCCUCAUGUAAUGGAGUCCAAGAAAGUCAGUUGGAUUCUUGAUUCCACGCCGUGGAAUCCAGAUUCCUAGUACUGGAUUCCAGUCUUCGUCGGUGGAACUUGGAUUUAGUGGGAUUCCAGAUUCGUUUAGCUGUAUUCGGGAUUUCAAAGCCAAGGACCUUUUCGCGACACCACAACAGGUUUUCCCGCGAAAUGACAUCUAAGAAACGACUGCCGAAACACUACCCAGAACUUGGUAGUACAACCUCAUCAGUUUGGAAUUUCUGUAGUCGCUCCCCAUUCUAGUGAGGAGGGUCUCAUUGGGGUGGUAGCUUUGACGGUUGAUUCUUAAUGUUAGAGCUUUGGACGGUNGGGGGGGGGUGGAAACAGAGGGAGGGUCACAACUUUUUGAGACUCAGAAAAGGGAGGGGUCAUAAAAAAUGGGCUGUUAAAAGGGGGAGGGUCAUGCAAAUAUAUGCCCGUGAUCAUGUAGAGGUUCACCCACAGAAGAAAAAGGAAGUUCUUUAUCUGUUAAAAAAAAGGGGAAAAAAAAGAACAACGGAACAUUAUGGAUAUUAACUGUGAAGUAGUAUUGCAAGAAUUUAACAAACAUCUACUUUUCAUUUAUAACAAUGCUAUAGAGUCUUAUUGCAAUUAUGAAUAAUGUUUUUAAUGUUAGUAGAGUUUUGGCUAUUCUUUUCAUCACUGUCUUCAGCAUCACCAUCAAUGCUGCUGUGAGCAUCUUGAUCAUCAUAAUUUAUGUCAUCAGCAUUUUAUUUAUUUUAUUGGCUUCGCAUUGAUACAAUCACUUUCAUCACUAUCAUGAUUUUCAUUUAAGUUGAAGCGUAGAUAUUGCUUGAUAAUUUCCUGUGAUUCAUUGAUGAACAAUCCCUUCUCAAAGGCAUAUUGGUUAUGGCCUUUGUGUUUUGAGGCAGAGCCCACUUAUUAAUUCAUAAUGAAGAGAUUAUGAGCCAAUAAGCUCUGUAUUCAACAUCAUGCAACUCUCGCUGAGAUGCAAUGGUUCCAAUAACUCUUUUGCAGUUAGCUUCCAUUCUUUUUGCCCUAGCUUUUUUUUUUGCUUUCCUUUUAUUUUGUUUUUGUUUCCUUCCUCUUUUUUCUUGUUGGCUUGGAAUACUACACCCUAAAGAGCCUGGAAGAUUUUUCUUUCAAUUCUGUAAGGUGGGGAGGGUCAUGAUAUUUUAGGCCAAGCUCAAGGGGAGGGUUAGCAAAUUUCACUCCCAUUGCAGGGAUGGGUCACCUAAUUUCCUCACCCAAAUUUAAAAUUCCCACCUCCCCUCCCCCCCUGCUAAUUUCUGACAAGUCCCUUCCAUGGGGUGAAUCACAGAUUACUAAAGCUGUAGUUAAAGUGGAAUUAAAGAGAUGAAAUACAGUGGACCUUCUCCACAAGGAGACUGCAGAGACCGUUGUAGGGAGUUGCUCAUUUUACUGGAAGGCUAAAAACAUUUUGGUCUCAGUAGAGGGCGGGAAUAACUCCAUUGUUUUCAAGACCUUUGAUAGUGAGUAAAUGCGCUGAGGAAGAAGACGAGAAGAAAGGAAAGUAGGCCGUUGUAGUGAAGUUGCCACUUCUAAGCUUUCGACUGCAGUGCAUGUUGAGCCUACAAGUACGUUUUAAUUAGAGAGACUCUUUUGACUGGGGCAUUUCUAAAAGCAUGGCCUUUUUCUUUUGCAGCUUUAAUAUGUGGAAGUGACUGAGUCGUUUCGAAGAUAGUGGAAACGAGUCAAACCGGAACCUGAAUUUUUCAAAAUCCUGUUUGUUUAUCAAAAGGAAGCUUUAGCACCAACGACGGCGACGGCUAGGAAAACGUCACUUAAAAAGUGAAUUCGCGCUACUUCAAACUUCAACGCGCUUAUUCCAGCUCGUUCAAUUCGUUAAAUGUUGGCAAUUUUUUCUGAAGUUAAAUUCUAAACGACUGUAUCAAAGUUCAGGAAAAGAAGAAGAAAGUCGUCGUCUUGUGUUCGCGUCCUCGACAAAAGGUGAAAUUAGGCACUAGAGAGAUCAAGAGUCACGUUUACGGCAAACGGCAAACGUCAAAUUCAAGUUAAGAAUUUCUCAGAAUAGAAAAUAAGUAGAUAAAAACUGUCCAAGAAAAUUCUUAUGGAUAGCACUGGCAUGAAACCGCUUAUUUUUUGAGUAGAAAUAAUAAACAGUUAACGACAAUUAAGGGGAAAACUUGGUCAUGUGGUACUACUUCACGUUUGGCGAAAACCUGACUCUUAAUCUCUCUAAUUUCACGUUGUAGUCGUGCAGCCACGGCAAAGAAUGUAAGGAAGCGUGAUGCACGUGUCAUGUUUUUGUUUUACGAAUCUAGACCGAUUGCUUUUCUGCUUUUUCGUUGCCGUUGCCGUUGCCGUCGUCGUUGCUAAGCUCAUUUUUUUAAAAAACUCUCCUCUCCUGCCAGGAUUUCUACUUCGCGUUAACUCCCCGCUCUGAAUACAACAGUACAACUCAGAAUACAAUUUUAUGUAAAAAUUCGAUCGCAUUUAUUUUUUCAGUCAUAGGACUUCAGUUUAAGCGUCAAGUCUGAUUUUUUUUCUUUUUCGUCUUCGAUUCUUAGUGUGCAAUAUACAAAUUAAACAUAUUAUUAUUCAGAAGAGUGCGAUCUUUAAACAGCGGAAAGGUGUCUUUGAGAUCAUUACAUACUAGUUACCGUCACAGAUUUUUUGGGGGGUUUUUAUUUGGUAAAACAAUUUAUGUUUAUUAUUGAUCAUCAUAUUUAACUCUCUUUUCGAAUCAUUUCAGCGAACCCUAUUAAUAUACAAAUCACUAUUAAAAGAAACUGUAAUUGAACACUGCAAAUAGCAACCCUACGCAAUAUUUUAAUCUUCACUGAAACUUCAAAGAAAAAAUCAAAAUCACUUAAAAAGCAGACUUUGUAAUUAUUUUAUCUUAUAGAGAAAUAGAGAAAUGCGAUUAUUAUUAUUAUUAUUAUUAUUACUAUUAGUAGUAGUAGUAGCAGCAGCAGCAGCAGCAGCAGCAGCAGUAGUAGUAGUAGUAGUAGUAGUAGUAGUAGUAGUAGUAGUAGUAGUAGUAGUAGUAGUAGUAGUAGUAGUAGUAGUAGUAGUAGUAGUAGUAGUAGUAGUAGAAGAAGUAGUAGUAGUAUCAUUAUCAUGUGGGUUCGAGAGAUCACGACAUAAAUAAUUGCUUUGAAGUCGCAGUCUCGUAAAAGAGAAAGAAAAAGGAAAACAUUUUCCAAACAUGACUGAUGGAUCUAUGUUCAUGAUGUGCCUGUUCCUCGGUAGUUUGAGGAUACGAAGAAAUAUUCAUUGCAACAAAUAGUCUUCAUCAAAUUGCAAUUGUCAUCUGUUUAGUUGUUUUUUUUCUGUUGUUGGUAUGUUUUUAGGCAUAGGUUCGAUUUUCUCUUCGCAAAAUAAGCGACAUCUCUAAUAGCGCAACCUCGUCCCCAGGUCCUCUCAGUUUCCGCUGUUGA
Porites evermanni is the source of this 4875-nucleotide messenger RNA. The record is from the annotation of a GenBank genome assembly. NCBI's taxonomy places the organism in Eukaryota, Metazoa, Cnidaria, Anthozoa, Scleractinia, Poritidae.